AUGGAUUUAAUUUGGAUAUUAGUACUGAUCUUGGCCUUUGUGCCAGCUAGUGUGUUAGGGACAUCAAAAAUAGGAGGAAAAGCGCCUAAAAGAAGGAGUUUAUCGCGGGAGAUAGCAAACGUGACGAAGCUUGCAAAUGAGCUUGCUAUAAUAGACAACAUGAGCACAAAGCCGCCGCCGCGCACAGGCUCAGGAAGGGGCGAGUACAUUGCAAACGAAAUGCGCAGCAUUGCAGAAAACACAGAGAUUCAGAUGGACAGCUUUUUCAAAGACUACAAAGAAUUCUACACCGCAGAAGAAAAAGCCCAUAAGAACGUGGUAACUGCAGAAUCAUCGCACGGGCUCGUGGACAUUGAAAACUUUUUUGAUCCUGAGACCAUCCAGAGAAUUUGUGAAAACAAAACAAACACCUACACGCUGAUGAAUCUCCUUGUGGAGAUAAAAGAAGAAGAGAACAUAGACAUGAAAAAGUGUCUUGCAUAUGUGGAAGACAAAAGAAAGCCGAAGAGUGAAGGGCUGAAUAAGGACUAUACAAAAGAGAGAUGUAAUACGCUGGCAGGGUUCCCUUGCACGCUCAAACAAACUUUGAAAAUACUGUGCGCCCCAGAGCUAAAAAUAACAACGCCCAGGUCUUGCAUCAAUCUGCUUGAUUUUAUAUGCACGCUGUUCUGCAGGAUAAGUGUCAACAACUUCCAGACGAUAAAGUACGACUAUUGCAAUGUGGUGAGCGAAGCAACAAACAAGAUAAAUCUAUUCGUGGCGUGCGAGGAUAAGCUCCUGGAAAAGUUCAAGAACACAAAGAACCUGCAGGGCCUCAUAAAACAGCAUGAAGAGGUCAUCAAAAGCCUAAAAAAGGUAAAAGACCACUGUCUAAACUUUACGAAAACAAUGCCAGAGCUAUACAAUAUUCUGCAGCUGAUAAAAAACGAAGGCGCGCUCUACAUCAGUGACUUCCUGCAGAUACCGUACGACCCCACCUCGAGCACACAGCAGGAGCACAUAAUCAGAUCGCUGAGAAAAACUCACUACACUGACUUAGUAAGGCUGCAAAACGACUUUACGGUAUACGAGAAGCGCAUAAACGAAAUAAUCACAGAAGUAAAAGAGACGAACAUAUACAAGUUUGACGACUUCAUCAAAGCAUGCAGGGAUAUAUUCAAAUACGAUUUCUCCAUCCUGUUUGAUAAGCUGAUCGAAGCAAGCAGCGUUAAGUCUCCGUCUGCCCUCCAGAAAGAGCAGCUGGACAGCAUUGUAAAAUCAAUUACCAAAAUGAGCAGAUUAGAUAAAGAGAUAGUAGAGACUGAGUCGAUAGUGCACACGAGAUUCUCAAAAAACAUAUACUUUUAUCUAAUAAAACACAAUAUAGACAACGACGACAUAAUAUAUUUUCCAAUAGACAUACUAUUGCUGAUAUAUCAGAGCAAUAGCACCUUUGAAAAGAAAAUAAAAAAACUAGACAUUUACAAAAAGGGGCACAUAGGAAACUCAAAGAUCAGCGAUUACAAAAGCAACUCUGAGCUCGCCAGCGCAGCAAAGAAAAUCAAGAGCAAGUACAUUAUACUGCACAUCAACUAUAUACUGGAGGACACAAUGAGGAGACUGUGCGAGUUUCAGUCCAAAAACAAAACCAUUCGAUCUAGAUUCUACAGAAGGAAUCUGGAGAACAUCCAAAGAACCAUCAGCGGAAUUUCCGAAAUAAUUAAUUCUAAGGAGCGGAUAGACAUUGAGUAUGUUAUGAAACUAAAGACCAUUGUAAAAGAUAUCUUGCCUAUAUACAAAAAAAUACUAUACAUACUGGACUCGAAAGAAAAGUACAAAGACCUUUUGAAAAAAGAAAUGAUCCACUUAAACCAGUUGUAUGCAGACUGCUAG
Molecule: messenger RNA, 1872 nt
Organism: Nematocida minor
Lineage: Eukaryota; Fungi; Microsporidia
Exons: 1
Coding region: 1-1872 (623 amino acids)
Source: RefSeq, a predicted model, not a curated record